UCUAUCUACACGUCAGCGGAUCUCUCAUCUCCCAGGUUACCAAACUGUGAAAGGAAAAAAUUAAAGCAGUACGAAACAAUUAAAGGGAAUUCAGCUGAAAGAGUGGUGUAUUAGUAUUUAUAGCUCGAAAAUGAAGAAUAAUUUGAACUCCGUCGCCGGCGCCGCCAUUACCACCGACGUCCCUUUACUCAGAUCGCGCGAUGAAGAAGAAGGAGGAAGUGGAUCAGGACGUAAUCAUGGGAGAUCGAGAGAAGGUCGACCGAAACAGCCGUGGAAGGGAGAGUUCGUGAAGAGCGUUGUGUACGCCGGCCUCGACGCCAUCGUCACCUGUUUCUCCCUCAUAUCCUCCAUCUCCGCCGGCCACCUCUCCUCCGUGGACGUGCUGGUGCUGGGUUUUGCAAAUCUGGUGGCGGAUGGGAUCUCGAUGGGGUUCGGAGAUUUUGUGUCGAGCAGCACGGAGAAGGACGUGGCGGCCAAGGAGAGGGCUGUGACGGAGUGGGACGUCAUCUACGAAGGCCGGUCGCAACGGGACGAAUUACUUCGCCGGUAUCAAGCCCUUGGCAUGGACGCCGACGAUGCCACCGCGGUGGUGAAUAUAUUUGCAAAGUACAAGGACAGACUGGUGGAGGAGAAGAUGGUGGCGGAGAAAGGGAUGGUGCCGCCGGACGAAGCAGAGAAGCCAUGGAAAAACGGCGUCGUAACGUUGGGGGCGUUCCUUGUGUUUGGGAGUGCGCCUCUGCUGUCAUUCAUUGUGUUGAUUCCUUUCACUCACAGCGACAAGGUGAAGUUCGUGGGGGCGUGCGUGAUGUCGGCGCUGGCCCUGGCGCUUCUGGGGAUAGCCAAAGCAAAGAUCGCCGGUCAGAAUUACGUGUUGUCGGCGGCGGUUACCCUCUUCAAUGGUGCGGUUGCUGCCGCCGCUGCCUAUGCCAUUGGCUGGACGCUUAGGAAUGUGGCUGGCCUACAGGACUAAACAACUUAUCAAGAAAAAAAAAAUUAAAUUAAGAAAAAUGAUUUUCAUACCUUUGAUUGUGGGGAAUCAAUCUAUCUUCACUUCCUAGCUAACUCGCGUUGGUGGUUGAAUUUUGAAAUCAACAUUUAUUCAUCAAUGUUUUGUUUCUCAUGCUAAAAAAUUAUAAUAAAGAUGGAAUUAUAUA
Malania oleifera is the source of this 1154-nucleotide messenger RNA. RefSeq lists its product as uncharacterized. The record is from RefSeq and is a predicted model, not a curated record. The coding region runs from base 131 to 970 and encodes 279 amino acids. Gene Ontology annotation, biological process: intracellular manganese ion homeostasis. Gene Ontology annotation, cellular component: membrane. Lineage: Eukaryota; Viridiplantae; Streptophyta; Magnoliopsida; Santalales; Ximeniaceae. Gene Ontology annotation, molecular function: iron ion transmembrane transporter activity; manganese ion transmembrane transporter activity. The transcript is spliced from 3 exons.